CACACAUCAUACCGAUUAUCAUGGUGGUGAAAAAGUGACGGCAAACCGUCGAUCAACGCCGUACGCCCUUCCUUCCCUUUCUAACAGUCCAUUCCCCUGAGAAAGACUGACAGCAAUCCCCUCAUUCCCUUACCUUCCCUUGCUAACUUACGCAUUCCUCCAUAUUUAAAACUUAAAAAGACUGCUUGCUCCUAUGGCUUCCACAAGCCUCUGCCCUCUACUCUCUCCACUUCUCCUCCUCCUCCAACCACUAAGGGUGACGAACCAACAAUCAUGUUGGAGACUAGUGGAGUAUGGGCCUUGUUGUUUCAGAUGCUACUCAUUUCUAUUGUUUUCUUGAGUUCGGUGGACAACGGGAGUGCAGGGAUUACCAGUACUUUUAUUCGUUCUGAUUGGCCAUCUAUUGACAUCCCUCUUGACAGUGAAGUAUUUGCAGUUCCAAAGGGUUACAAUGCACCACAACAAGUGCAUAUUACCCAAGGUGAUUAUGAUGGAAAGGCUGUAAUAAUUUCAUGGGUGACUCCUAAAGAGACUGGGUCCGGUAAUGUGCAAUAUGGAACAUCAGAAGAACAAUAUGAAUUUAAUGCUGAGGGGACAGUGACAAACUACACUUUUUACCAUUACAAAUCUGGCUACAUUCAUCACUGUCUUGUUGAUGGCCUUGAGCACAACACCACGUACUACUACAAGAUUGGGUCUGGUGAUUCUUCUCGGAAAUUUUGGUUUCAGACGCCUCCAGAAAUUCACCCAGAUGCUUCUUAUACUUUUGGAAUCAUAGGUGAUUUGGGCCAAACAUAUAAUUCUCUCUCUACCGUUGAGCAUUACAUGCAGAGUGGAGCACAGGCUGUUUUAUUUGUUGGAGAUCUGUCUUAUGCUGAUGAUUGUGAGUAUAACGAUGUUGGCAUCCGGUGGGAUUCAUGGGGCCGCUUUAUUGAGCGCAGUGUUGCAUAUCAGCCAUGGAUUUGGUCAGUCGGAAAUCAUGAAAUAGAGUAUAUGCCUGAAAUGGGAGAAGUAGUUCCUUUCAAACAAUAUCUACAUAGAUAUGAAACACCAUAUGUGGCCUCCAAAAGCAGUAAUCCACUUUGGUAUGCCAUUCGGCGUGCAUCUGCUCAUAUCAUCAUUCUAUCAAGCUAUUCGGCUUUUGUGAAAUACACACCUCAGUGGACGUGGCUGAAAGAAGAGCUAACAAGAGUAGACAGAGAGAAGACGCCAUGGCUUAUUGUCCUUAUGCAUGUACCAAUCUAUAACAGUAAUGAAGCCCACUUCAUGGAGGGUGAAGCUAUGCAAGCAGUAUUUGAGAGUUGGUUUGUCCAUUACAAAGUUGAUCUCAUCUUUGCUGGCCAUGUCCAUGCCUAUGAAAGAUCGUACCGCAUCUCUAAUAUAUUCUACAAUGAUUCAAGUUGUGACCCUUAUCCUAUACCUGACAAAUCAGCUCCUGUAUAUAUAACUGUUGGAGAUGGAGGAAAUAAGGAAGGUCUUGCUUCAAGUUUUACGGAACCACAACCAGAUUAUUCUGCAUUCAGAGAAGCCAGUUAUGGACAUUCCACACUGGAGUUGAAGAACAGAACACAUGCAUUCUACCAUUGGAACCGCAAUGAUGAUGGGGAAAAAGUGGCAACUGACACUGUUGUAUUCCACAAUCAAUACUGGGCAAGCAAUCUCCAGAUGAGACUGAAGAAAAGCCAUCUCAGGACUGCCGAUGGUAGCAUUGCAUAUUAUUGAUGGAAUUUAGAUGGCAGUGCUUCUAAGAAAUAGUUAUGUAUAUAAGGAGAGGUUAUGUAGUUGCUGAAACUAAUUGUAUUAGCUUCAUCAAUUAAUAAAACUCUUAUAGUUAUUGUAGU
Molecule: messenger RNA, 1841 nt
Organism: Macadamia integrifolia
Lineage: Eukaryota; Viridiplantae; Streptophyta; Magnoliopsida; Proteales; Proteaceae
Product: bifunctional purple acid phosphatase 26
Exons: 10
Coding region: 274-1722 (482 amino acids)
Molecular function (GO): protein binding; acid phosphatase activity; metal ion binding
Source: RefSeq, a predicted model, not a curated record